This is a messenger RNA of Helobdella robusta, 932 nucleotides long. RefSeq lists its product as hypothetical. Gene Ontology annotation, cellular component: Golgi membrane. The annotation marks the transcript as partial. The transcript is spliced from 7 exons. Gene Ontology annotation, molecular function: palmitoyltransferase activity; protein binding. NCBI's taxonomy places the organism in Eukaryota, Metazoa, Annelida, Clitellata, Rhynchobdellida, Glossiphoniidae. The record is from RefSeq and is a predicted model, not a curated record. Gene Ontology annotation, biological process: protein palmitoylation.
UAAAACUUUCAAAUUUUAUGUGUUUUUAGCCAUUUAAUUUAAAAAUGUCGACAUCAGUUCACACAAGCGUCAACUGCAAAGCUUGCAAUAGCGAUGAUUCAUUUAAGGACGGUUCUAAUAUCUUUGCCGCUGUCAAAUCAGGGAUUUUAAUGGCGGUCCAGAGCAUAGUAGAGGUGCAGGGUCCAGGUGCCUUCAACACCUUUGAUGAAAAGGGAAAUACCCCAGCGCAUUGGGCCUGCCUUCAUGGGAAUAAAUUGUUAUUAAACUACAUCAUCGAGUGCGAUGGGUUCAUUAAUGAACCCUCUCAAAAUGACAUUGGGCAGAGGCCGAUACAUUGGGCAUGCUAUGAGGGGCACUUGCAUAUCGUUGAAAUAUUAUUGCAGCAAGGUGUAUCAAUAGACAUCCAAGACAAAAAAGGCAAAACUCCGCUCAUAGCUGCUGCUCAAAAUGGAAGGUGUAGCGUCGGAGCUUUCCUCAUCUCGAAAGGUGCCUCAAAGGUUUUUGUUGAUUGUGACGGUGAUGGGCCACUACAUUGGGCGGCUUACAAUGGACAAGUUCCAAUGGUUAGGAUGCUAGUGUAUUUUGGCUACGACCCUGAACAACCAGACAGUCACCAGCAGACACCCGUUCAUCUUGCCUGCCUUCGUGGGUCAGUUGAUGUCGUCAGGGAUCUCUGCGAAAUUGACAAAGUGGACAUUACGGUCAGGGACAAGAAUGGUUGUACACCGUACAUGCUGGCCGUAAAGAAGAAACAGUACAACGCGUGUAACCUCUUGAAGCAGGUCGAACAGAGGAGGUUGAAGAAAAUUUAUUUCCCCAGGAAUUUUAAGUCUCUAGUGGAUGGAUCGUUCGUUGGUGGGUCUGGUCUAAACAUGUAUAAGUUUCUAGUCUUGUUCCUAUUGUUCUUUGCCUAUCCUCUAUACGUCUAUGAG